ACUAGCAUUUGUAUUAUUUACUUUCUGUCAGAAAGCGCUUUCUUUGUUGUUCAGGCUCAACCCUGAGUUCACGUUUUGGCCACUGCAGUCCAUUUUGGAAGCAACCACCGAGCCCGCGAUGCCUGGUUAUAGAUGCGGCUAACGUUUGCUACGGUUUAUGAUUAGAAAUGACAGUGCUAACGUUAAAGGAUUUGUAAUUCACUCAGGUAUAGAUGUUACGGAGCUUCCCCCUCCACAGAGGUCAGAGAGCCCGCGGGGAUUUUGACAUGUGACCCUCAGAGACAGCUCACUAACUGUCUUUGUUUUCUUCACCUAUCUGUUGUUGUAGUGUGAAUGCAGCUCCAGUAUGAGGCAUGGAGGCUCACAAUAUAACCACGGUGAUCCUGCUGGCCUGCGGUUCCUUCAACCCCAUCACCAACAUGCACCUGAGGAUGUUUGAGCUGGCUCGAGAUCAUCUGGAAGACACAGGUCAGUACAGGGUGGUGAAAGGCAUCAUCUCUCCAGUGGGCGAUGGCUAUAAGAAGAAGGGUUUGAUUGAGGCCUGCCACCGUCUGGAGAUGGCCAGAUUGGCCACAGAGAACUCAGACUGGAUCACAGUAGAUUCCUGGGAGAGCUUGCAGCCUGAGUGGGUGGAGACAGCUAAAGUUGUUCGGCAUCACUAUGAGGAACUGUUUACAGCAGAGCAGAAUAGAGAUGAUGUGGACACGGUCAAGUACACCAAAAAGAGACGCAUAGAAGAGGAUUAUUUUCAAGGUUCAUCUCAUCAGAAAAGGAGAGACGGCCCUCGGCUGAUGUUGCUGUGUGGAGCUGAUGUCCUGGACUCCUUUGGGAUCCCCAAUCUGUGGAAGCAGGAGGAUAUUGUGGAGAUUGUGGGCCGCUACGGUUUAGUUUGCAUCACCCGGAGUGGCAACGACCCCCACAAGUUCAUCCACCAAUCAGACGUGCUAUGGAAGUAUCGCAAAAACAUCCACGUGGUCCACGAAUGGGUGACCAACGAGGUCUCGGCCACUCAUGUGCGCCGGGCUCUUCGCAGAGGUCACAGCGUCAGGUACCUGCUGCCAGACGCCGUGGUUCAAUACAUUAAAGAGUACAACCUCUACAGUGCCGAGAGUGAGCAGAAAAAUGCUGAUGUGGUCCUAGCACCCCUUCAGAGAUACAUGGGUGCUUCCUCGACUUCCCCUCUGCACCCUGGCACUGAGCAUUGUCAGCAGCACUCAGGCUGUUUUCAGAACUCCUCAUCAGCCCAGCAGUUUGAGGAUCCCAUUUUAUUCACGCAUAUACACACACAUCUCAGAAGGAGGGAAAAAAAAGUAGUAGUAGCUAUCAAAAUGCCUACCAGCUUCUGUGGUACGUGGGACAUGAUCAGCAAUGUCAACUUUGAGGGCUACAUGAUUGCACUGGGUGUUAGCGCUUACUUACGAAAGAUUGCUCUGAAGCUGAAGCUGAGGAAGGUGAUUGAGCAGCAGGGGGAUCAGUACAUCAUCAAAACAGCCAGCGCCUUCCGAAACUACACCAUCUCCUUCAGAGUGGGCCAGGAGUUUGAGGAGUUUACCCAGGGUUUAGACAACAGACAUGUCAAGUCGCUGGUGAAAUGGGAGGGGAAUAAACUUGUGUGCGAACAGAUUGGAGAAAAGAAGAACAGGGGAUGGGCUCACUGGAUUGAAGAUGACAAGCUACAUCUGGAGUUGUACUGUGAAGGAGAAGUCUGCAAGCAGGUCUUUAAGAAGAAGGUGACUGAGUGAAGAAGAAUGGAAAUCGUAUUUCAGGAGAAGUUACUCUGUGCUGAAUGCCAUUGUGUUAGAUCCACCACUCUAAAACCUGAACAACAAAACCACAGUAAAAGUUCAGUUUGUGGUAUUUUUCUCUGUAAUGUAACUAAAAUGCUCAGCUCAGGAGAAAAUAGCUGUCUUUGCAGGGUAUGGAUUUACACCAGUAGAUGGCAUCACUACAUUACUUUUGUCAAACGAUGGUCUGCACUGGUCUGUAGCUUGCUGGUGCUGGCCUCAGAUAAAAAUAUAUAUAUUUAUGUACAGAGCAUCAAGCAUGUUUAAGGCUCCAUUCAGCUGGCUGAAAAAAAAAUCUAUUCAAGCUCUGUUUCUCUCAGGUCUCUUUUGUCCAAUCAGAUAAAACUGAGACACAUUUUCUUUGCACUGGCUUGUGCUAUCAGUCUGACAGUUGAGUUAUUUGUAAAUUUAAAAACUCACAUUCAUGCAGAUGCAUCUAUACCCACUGUACAACAAAACGUGAGGUGCAGGAUGUUUGGAAUACUGUUUUGUUUUAUGUGAAUUUUGUAUAAUAAAAUGGGUUUGCAAGAAAU
Messenger RNA from Toxotes jaculatrix (banded archerfish), 2317 nucleotides. Its product is annotated as nicotinamide/nicotinic acid mononucleotide adenylyltransferase 1-like. Gene Ontology annotation, molecular function: lipid binding; nicotinamide-nucleotide adenylyltransferase activity; nicotinate-nucleotide adenylyltransferase activity. The record is from RefSeq and is a predicted model, not a curated record. The transcript has 9 exons. Lineage: Eukaryota; Metazoa; Chordata; Actinopteri; Toxotidae. Bases 354 to 1742 code for a protein of 462 amino acids. Gene Ontology annotation, biological process: NAD+ biosynthetic process.